Messenger RNA from Cercopithifilaria johnstoni, 2682 nucleotides. The record is from the annotation of a GenBank genome assembly. NCBI's taxonomy places the organism in Eukaryota, Metazoa, Nematoda, Chromadorea, Rhabditida, Onchocercidae.
AUGGUAUGGCAUUCUACUGCUUGGGAAACACUUAUGAAACGUUCCGAAGAUUCCAUUGUUACGAAACGUAAAGCUAGCGAGAGUGAAAUUAAAUUGAAACCACGAGGUGGUAGCAUAGUGAUGGCUGAUCUUGAUAUUGAAACACCAACCGAAGCAACUCGCCGUAAAGAACAUUUGCUGAAUAUGCUAAAAAAAGAGGUGAAAAUCAUUAUGGAAGAAUCUGUAAAUCGAAAAACAAUUAAUGCCAAAAGCACAUAUGUGACAUCAUUGUGUGCAGCAGUAGAGCAAUGUCUAUUGGAUGGUUUAAAGCGUCGUCUGCUUGGAUUAUUCGGCGAACGUUCAACUUAUGCUCUCCUACAUAAUAUUGCCAAAUUUUGCCCCGAAGCGGCAACUGUAUUAACACUUACAAUUAAAGCGCAAGAUGACAAUUGUCGGCGAUACUAUGAAAAGAAUUCACUAAUGUUGGAUGCUGCAAAAGGUGGUGUAGUAGCAGCCUUACUUGUUGGUCCAUGUGCUAUUGACUAUACGACGAUGGAUUAUCAAUAUGAUCCGUACGAAGAACCUCUAGCAGGUGAACUGAUAGAACGAUAUCGUAGUACUCAUCCAUGUUUAUCCACUUCUCCUAUAUCGAAAAGACCGCCAUUAAUGGUGACGAAGCGUGGUAGUAGCAUUGUGACAAGCAUUGAUAGCUGUUCAUCACCAGUGUGUACAUUUGGACGUGAUUAUGUAUAUUCAUUACAUCAGAACGUGAAGGCAUCUUUGUUAUAUGGUAAAAAUAAUGUCACUGCAGCUAUAUCACCUACUGGACCGCCAGUAAAGGGUUAUCUAUCGUUGCAUCAGAAUUCGCCUGGAAAUGUAACUGUUAAAUGGUCACCCAAUCAAUUGAUGCAUUCAAGCUCGCAACCAUCCUCAGCCUCUCACGAGAAACUCCAUGAUAAUAAUUGGCUCUGGAGGCAUAUUAUCAACAUUAAUAUCAGUGAAAUCAUUUACAUACACAUACAUCAGUAUACUGAAAAUUUACCAACAACACUUAUUUUCGUUGGAGGUGAUGGCGUGCAACAUUCACCGAUGCAUUUCCCGGCUGGUCAUCAUUUGCUUGCCUUUCUUUCUUGUCUCGAAAGUGGUUUAGCACCUUAUAAUCGACUUGAUCCACCCUUGUGGAUUUCCAAAGAGAAAGGUAAAAUAUUGCCAAAAUUGCGUCGAAAAAGUACGACAAACGAGUUGAAUACAAAUUGUAGUGAAAAAAGUAAAUCGCAGGAUUAUGUAUUUCGCCUGGUACCAACCUGUACACCACCACUACAACUCAAUGAAUCAAAUAAUGAUUUAGAUGAAAGUGUUAUUCGUGAAGUAGCAACAGCUAAUGAUUCGAUCACUAAAUUAAGAAAGCGAGAAGAGAAACGAACGCUAAGUGACAGUGAAGUGGACGAACUUAUGAGGCAACAUUUCACGAAAGCGUGUUCUUCUAUGAGAAUGCAAAUUUUGGCUCGAAGUUUCUAUGGAUGGCUAGCAUAUUGUGGUCACUUGCGUACCAUUCGAAAUCAUCUGUCAUCUUUGAUAGAUUCGAAAGCAAUAGUAGAGGAAGCAAGUAUUCCAGUUGACGAGGAUUUUUGGAAAAAAUGUCGGAAUUUGAAAUCUGAAAAGAUGGAGAAAGAAUUCUUAUCGAGAACUUAUCGAUUUGGUAUCAGUGAAAAUGGAUCCUUUAUGCUUCGGCGUAAGGUUUGGCCGUACCUACUGGGCUUGGUAAAUUGGUCACAGGAUUUCGAACAGCUUAAGAAUACAUAUCGUGCAAAGUACUACAAUGAUGUGGUGGAAUGGGAAAAGAUCGAGAAAAUUGUUCGUGAACGUGACCAAGAAGCAUUCAUAGCCGCCCGACUUCGAUAUCGUGCGAGUGACGCUAAAUUCAACUCUGAAUCAUUCGAAGGAACAUCUCUGAGUAAUGAUGUAUUCAAGGAAAAUAAUGAAAUAUCCAAAAGCGAGAAGGAUAACGAAGAGGAAGAUUUGAUGACAAAAUUUAGCGUCAAUCUUCAUCGUAUCGAGAAGGAUGUAGAACGUUGUGAUCGAAGUUCGGCUUAUUUUGCCAAAAAAGAAAAUCUACAAAAGCUGAAAGCAGUGAUGUGUACAUAUGUAUGGCGGAAUUUAAACGAAGGAUACAUACAAGGAAUGUGUGAUCUAGCGGCUCCACUAUUAGUCAUUCUAGAUGACGAAUCACUGGUAUUAGCAUGUUUUGAUCGAUUGAUGCUCCGAAUGAAGCAGAAUUUCCCGCAAAGAACUGGAAUGGAUGAUAAUUUGACUUAUAUGAAUUCUCUCCUGCAGGUAAUGGAUCCGGAAUUUUUUGAGUAUAUAGCUAAAAAUGGUGAUGCAGCACAUCUCUCUUUUACUUAUCGUUGGUUUCUGCUUGACUUCAAGAGAGAAUUUACCUAUCCACAAGUGUUCCGUGUUUGGGAAGUAAUCUGGGCAGCAUCUUCACUGGUCACUACUCAUUUCCAUUUAUUCUUUGCUCUGGCAAUGAUCAUCGCAUAUCGUCAUAUAAUUAUUGAUAAUCGAAUGGAUUUCACUGAUGUUAUCAAAUUUUAUAACGAGAUGGCAGAAAGGCACAAUGUGGAGGAACUUCUCGAUUCAGCUCGAAAUCUAUUGAGACGUCUGCAGACAAUUAUUAUGGAGAUCGAAUCGAUCAAAAAUUGA